UCUCCUCUGAUCAUUGCUUAUAUAUAAAAGGAAACAUAACAACCAGCUGGAGUCCAUGACCCCGACAUGCACGCCACACUCUUCAUCGACGAGUGCCAUCCCAAACGCCUGGAACGUGGCGCACGACGCGCUCCUUCGCGAACUCAGCGCGAGUCAGAGCUCUACAAUCUACAUGGCCUAACAACCAGCAUGUGCUGCUAACUAACUAACAGAAUGACCUGUGCACAAGCCAUGUGCUGCUAACUGACAGAAUGUCCUGUGCACAAGAAUUAUUCAACAGGCAGGGCCCCCAUCUCCCUCUCCCUUUCCCCUUUGCUCGUCCGUCCUUCCAUUUCUUCACGUCGCUUGUUUCCGGUGGCGCAAUCGACGCACGUCCGCAGCCGCGAAGCGGAGCUCCGGCGAGCUCCGCGCCGCCAACGCCUGCUCCACCUCAAGCUGCAAGGUCCCCCGUCACCACGCGCGCCUCGCGCGCUCACGCCGGCCUCCCUGCUCGCUCUGACGAGGCCCUGCCUGCCGUGGUUGCCAGGGCCGAGAGGGAGGAGCAGCUCGCCAAGGCCCGCGCGGACCUGCUCCCCAAGGAGGAGGAGCUCGCCAGGACCCGCGCCCAUCUGCUGGAGACGCGGGAGCAGCUCACCGGGGCCCGCGCGAGGCCGCCUGGGGCAGCGGCGCCCGGAGCAGGAGGCGGCGGCGGCGGGUGCUAGGCUGCGCCGAGGGCAGGCUGUCGCCGUUGAGGUCUGACGGCGCGGCUACAGUCGCCCAGAUAGCGCAUGCCCUGGUGCUCCUGAUCUUCGUCUUCGUCUUACCGUGUUUUUUCUUUUUAUCUUUUGAUUUUCCGGGCUCCCUUUCAAUCGAUCUAUGCUCUUGCUGCAGCCGGCAUCGGGAGGCGACGCGGCGGUGGCGGCGAAGCGAAAGAGAGACGACGACGCUGAAGCUGCAGCCCGAGCUGAAUAUGAAGCGAGGCUUAGAGCGACCUUACGCGAAGCUACCAAUAUGGUGAGGAUGGCCAGGCAGGCCGCGGAGGAAGAGCGGCUGCGGCGGGAGCAAGGCACGAGUUGAGCACCUCCAUCUCCAUGGACGACGACGGGGCGCGUGCCGCCGGUGGCCGGGAGGGGAAACGACCGAGUUCAGGGGGCCUUUUGCAAAUACUGAAUUAGAAAGGGAAAGUCAAGUUCUGUCCCUGAUGGCGCGAUUCAUGCCGCCGCCGCCGCGAAGCGGAGCGCCGGCGACCUCCGCGCCGCCGGCGACCGGCUCCACCGCGAUCUGUACGGCCCCCAUCGCCAUUUCGUGCUUCCGUUGGUCUGGGUUCCACACCUCGCUCGCCACGCUGACAAUGGCCUCUGGGCCUCUGCUCGUCAGGACACAAGGACACAGGAGCGGCUCGCCAGGGACCGUACGGAUCUCCUUCAAUUCUCAAGUUCCAUCACGCGGCGUCGAAGAUUAAAUAAGGAUUAAAAAUAAGUCACCGGAUCCGAACAUCCGUGGAUGGAGUGCGUCGUCGGCCCACCAAGCGUUAGAGGGGCCCAUGAUUUAGAAGGAGCCCAUCGCGAACCGCCGGUUGCCACGCCAGAUCCAUGGCAUGUCGCCCUCUUGUAAUCAAAUCGAUCGCGGCUCAUCUAGGGCAUGUGCUGUAUAAAGCGGCAGCACCGCCGAUCCCCCCACCGCCACGCAGAAACCCUAGAGAGACCGCUCGAGCCCUCCGCCGCUCGUCUCCUCCUCGAGCUCUCUCCCUCCCAGAUCCGGGAUGAAGUUUGUUGCUGCGUAUCUGCUUGCUGUCCUCGCUGGCAACCCCAGUCCCUCCACGGAGGAUUUGUCGGCCAUUUUGGAGUCAGUUGGCUGUGAAGUUGACAAUGAAAAGAUGGAGCUCUUGUUGUCCCAGCUGAGUGGCAAGGACAUUACUGAGCUCAUUGCUGCAGGCAGGGAGAAGUUUACUUCCGUCCCAUGCGGCGGCGGUGGUGCCACUGUUGCGGCAGCUGCCCCAGCUGCUGGUGGCACUGCUCCUGCAGCUGAGGCGAAGAAGGAAGAGAAGGUGGAGGAGAAGGAAGAAAGCGAUGAUGACAUGGGCUUCAGCCUCUUCGACUAGGAUCAGAGUUGUGUCUUUUGGGCUGGAAAACCAGUAGUCAUGAUGUUUGGAUUUCAAACCUUGUUUUAUUUUGCAAAUCACUGGAAAGACUGUUGCUGUCUUGAUAUGUAGUAAUUCAGCUGUAGGUCGCUAUGUUGGUUGGGGUUUACUGGUGAACCAGAGUUUUCCCUAUCAUAUAUAUAUCCGAUGAAUUGGUUG
This is a messenger RNA of Panicum hallii, 2278 nucleotides long. Its product is annotated as 60S acidic ribosomal protein P2A-like. Gene Ontology annotation, molecular function: structural constituent of ribosome. Gene Ontology annotation, biological process: cytoplasmic translational elongation. Gene Ontology annotation, cellular component: cytosolic large ribosomal subunit; ribosome. The transcript is spliced from 5 exons. NCBI's taxonomy places the organism in Eukaryota, Viridiplantae, Streptophyta, Magnoliopsida, Poales, Poaceae. Bases 1742 to 2080 code for a protein of 112 amino acids. The record is from RefSeq and is a predicted model, not a curated record.